UUGAGAUUCUAUUAAUCUACUCCUUUGUUUACCAUUCUUUAUUCACCAUUUCCAAACUCCUACCAUUUAUUUCUUUCUUGCUAUCUCUCUUUCCUAGGUUUUUUUAUCCCUUCAAAUCUGAUCAAUUAUGGAAGUCGCAGGAACAGCUUAUUCUGCUAUCCAAACUAUUCUUUCUGCAUUGCAAUCUCCUCAUCUUAAAAAAAUCAUUUCAAUCUAUGGCUAUGAAUCCAAACUUGAUGAACUCCAAAGCACCGUCAACAUCAUCAACAAUGAGCUUCGCAAAGCCCAGUCCGCGCAGGAGCUCCCAGAUGAUGUCCAAGGAUGGAUCGAGGAUCUUAAGGAUGUUGUUUUUGAAGCGGAGGAUUUGCUCGAUGAGUUUCUCACUCUCGCCGAGCAGAACAAGCACUUGAAGGCUGACGGUACAAUAUCCAAGAAGAUUAAGCGCUUACUUUCUCGUUCUAACACUUUACUUGUUGCUAUCAAGAUGUCUAAAGGGGUGAACAAAAUAAGGAAGAAGUUGGAAGCUAUUGCUCUCCACAAGCAGUUUAUCAUGGAGUUUAAUCAUGAGCCUAUCAAGUAUAGAAAGCCUGAGACUUGUUCGUAUGUGGAUGUUGCUGAAAUCGUUGGAAGAGAAGGCGACUUGGAGCAUAUUGUUGGUAGGUUGCUUGAUUCUGAUGUUCAAACUGAUGUUUCUUUCCUGUCUAUUGUGGGUAUGGGAGGAUUAGGCAAGACUGCUCUUGCACAGCUUGUGUACAGUGAUAAAAGAGUUGCAACUGCAUUUAAUUUGAGACUGUGGCAUUGUGUCUCUGAUCAAGAUCAUAAACAGUUGAACAUUACUGGGAUUCUCGGAGCAAUUUUAGCUUUAUGUCCAAAUGAGAAAUUUACAGAUCAAUCCUCCUUGCAGAUUCUGCAGAGUCAACUUCAAAAGAAAUUAUCAGAUAAGAAAUACUUGCUUUUUUUAGAUGAUGUGUGGACUGAAAAUCGCAAUCAAUGGAUUGAACUAGUAAGUUUGUUGAAAGUUGGUCAAAAGGGGAGUUGGAUUGUGGUGACUACACGUUCACAAGUGACAGCAAACUUCAUGGGAUAUGAUUCAAUGUACGAGCUUCAAGGCUUGAAAAAGGAAGAUUCAUGGAGCUUGUUUGAGAAGGUAGCUUUUAGUUCAGAGCAGUGGAAUCAUCAUGAUGACUUGGUCAAAAUCGGGCAAAAGAUUGUUGAAGCAUGUGGUGGAGUUCCUCUUGCCAUAAGAAUGGCAGGAAGUCUUGUAUAUGGCCAAGACAAGAAGAAGUGGGAAGCAGUCCAGGAAGUGGGUGUGGCCAACAUGGACAAUGAUGAUAUCACACAAAUAUUGAAGCUAAGUUAUCAUCAUCUUCCAUUCUCAUUGAAAAAUUGUUUUAGUUUUUGUGCCAUUUUUCCAAAGGAUUAUAGAAUGGAAAAGAACACAUUGGUAAACCUUUGGAUAGCACACAACUAUAUUGUUCCAUCACACAAAGGUCAGAGCAUUGAAGAUGCAGGAAACACAAAAUUCUGGUUUGGAAUAAUAGGAACUUUAUUGUUGGAAUGGUGCAAGUUGAAAUUCUACCCAAAUUGAAGCCUCAAUUCAUAGCUUUUGUCCCGGGUAAUACUCAUAUAUAGCUUUCAUUCUUUACAUAUACACUUAUAUAUCUUGAUGCUAGAGAGUGCUGGGCAUCGACCUUGUUUUUAGGCCAACCAAAAAACAAGUUUAGAAGGCGGAAAAACCUUGCAUGAGUUUCCUGCUAACUUGUAGAAGAAAUAAUGGAACAAAAAGCCUUGUAUUUGUAUCUUUGAAGACUCUUUUAUAGGUCUUUUUUAAGGUGAGUGACUACGUUUCCAGCAUUGUUUACCUUGAUCAAACAUAUGAUCCUCAGAUCAGUAAAAGUCCUCUGAAGUACUAGUGUAUUUAACUUCACUUUCCCUUACAUUAAGCAGAUUGGAAUGAAUAAGACUUGGAAUCUUGUACAAGAACCUAUGGGGUGGAAGAUUAUUACUUGCAAAUGGGUCUUCAAGAAAAAGGAAGAAAUGUCACCUGCUGAGGGUAUUAAGUAUAAAGCAUGAGUUGUUGCAAAGAGAUUUCAUCAGAGAGAGGGAGUAGACUACAAUGAGAUUUUCUCACCUGUGGUCAGACACACUUCCAUCAGAGUGCUACUAGCAAUGGUUACACACCAGAAUCUUGAGCUUGAACAACUAGACGUGAAGACAGCUUUCCUACAUGGGGAGUUGGAGGAAGAAAUCUACAUGACUCAGCCAGCUGGGUUCCAAGUUUCUGGAAAAGAAGACUAUGUAUUUAAGUUGAAGAAGUCAUUGUAUGGACUGAAGCAGUCUCCUAGGCAGUGGUAGAAGAGAUUUGAUAACGUCAUGAUAGAGAUUGGCUAUAACAAGAGUCCGUAUGAUUGUUGUAUAUAUCACAGCAAGUUAAAGAAUGUUUCUUACAUUUAUCUUGUCCUGUAUGUUGAUGAUAUGUUAAUAGCUUCAAAGGAUAAGCCAGAUAUUCAGAAGUUGAAGGGUUUUUUGAGUGCUGAAUUCGAGAUGAAAGAUUUGGGUGCUGCAAAAAAAUUUUGGGAAUGAAGAUCUAAAGAGACAGAAGCCAGAAUAAAUUUUUUGUGUCUCAAAAAAGGUAUAUUCAGAAGAUAUUGUCCAGGUUUGGUAUGUCUAAUGCUAAAGCCUUAAAUACUCCAUCUGCUGCAAAUAUUCAUUUGUCUGUUUCUUUUACACCAAAAUCUGCUGGAGAGAAGGAGUACAUGUCUCGAGUUCCCUAUGCUAGUGUAGUGGGGAGCUUGAUAUAUGCUAUGGUCUGCACUAGACCUGAUCUUGCACAUUCUGUUAGUGUUGUCAGUAGGCUUAUGUCACAACCUAGAAAAGAACACUGACAAGCUGUGAAGAGAAUAUUUCGGUACCUCAAGGGUACUUCUGAUGUUGGUCUCAUUUAUGGAGGUGGUAUACAGUGUUUGGUUACUGGUUACUCCGACUCUGAUUAUGCUGGAGAUGUUGAUAGUAGGAGAUCUAUGACUGGUUAUGUGUUCACUCUUGGUGGUUCUGUUGUUAGUUGGAAGGCUACUUUGCAACCUACAGUGACUUUGUCGACUACGGAAGCAGAGUACAUGGCUUUGACAGAAGCUGCAAAAGAGGGAAUCUGGUUGAAAGGACUGGUUAGUGAUCUGGGUCUAUAUCAUGAUCAAACUAUCGUAUAUUGUGACAGUCUUAGUGCCAUAUGUUUGGCUAAGGAUCAAGUCUAUCAUGAGAGAACCAAACACAUUGAUGUUAGAUAUCAUUUCCUAAGGAAUGAGAAGAGGAUUAAGGUGAACAAAGUGAGUACUGCUGAUAAUCCUGCUGAUAUGUUCACCAAGUAUGUUUCGCACAGCAAGUUCCAACAUUGCUUGGACUUGUUAAACGUGGGAAGUUGUUGAUUGCCCUCUUAAAGCAAGAAAAAAACAAAAUAAAAUCUGAGGCAGAGGACUUAUGUCUGUUACUCGUGGAUAGUACAUCUGUUAUCCGUUGUUGCUGAGAGGAUUCAAGUCAAGGUGGAGAUUUAUAAGGUUAUGCCUUGAAUCCCACAUCGGAAGAUUGAUGUUUUUAUUAUCCCACAUCGGAAAUGACAAAGGCUUGUUAUUCUUCUCCUUAUAAAAGGAGUCUUGGGCAUUAGUUUUGCAUCAUCCCAAAAAUCUGUUUGGCUAAGGUUUUCUGUUUUGGAGUAAUUUAUAAACUCCUAUUUUCUGUAAUCUAGCCAAUAUUUGUAUUCUGGGUUUCCUCUAGUAAUAAAAUAUUUCUCUCCCCUGCC
Amaranthus tricolor (Joseph's coat) is the source of this 3793-nucleotide messenger RNA. RefSeq names its product disease resistance protein RGA2-like. Bases 128 to 1588 code for a protein of 486 amino acids. The record is from RefSeq and is a predicted model, not a curated record. The transcript has 3 exons. Lineage: Eukaryota; Viridiplantae; Streptophyta; Magnoliopsida; Caryophyllales; Amaranthaceae. Gene Ontology annotation, biological process: defense response to other organism. Gene Ontology annotation, molecular function: ADP binding.